Molecule: messenger RNA, 306 nt
Organism: Baudoinia panamericana UAMH 10762
Lineage: Eukaryota; Fungi; Ascomycota; Dothideomycetes; Mycosphaerellales; Teratosphaeriaceae
Exons: 1
Coding region: 108-272 (54 amino acids)
Source: RefSeq, a predicted model, not a curated record
GGUCUCUCUUUCCCUCGAGCCGCCAGUCGUUUUGUUCCGUCUCUGCUUCGAGUUUCUCGAACCAACCCGCCAAAGAUGUACUCAAGUCGGUCGUACGUGGCGUAGCAAUGGCGCCCAGUGCCAACCGAGAGUCGUCGCACAGCCCGCUUCCGUUGCGCACGCCGUCGAGGCACCCUCGGCUGCAGCUGUGCGUAUGCGCUGCGCGAGGCGCGCAUCGAUCAGCCAAGGCUGCGUCUAGGGACCUCUGCUGUGUCGCGAAGGCAGUACUAUAGCUGAUAUGAAAGGAUACUGUGCGAGCGCCGAGCA